Pimephales promelas (fathead minnow) is the source of this 949-nucleotide messenger RNA. Its product is annotated as tripartite motif-containing protein 16-like protein. NCBI's taxonomy places the organism in Eukaryota, Metazoa, Chordata, Actinopteri, Cypriniformes, Leuciscidae. Gene Ontology annotation, molecular function: protein binding. The record is from RefSeq and is a predicted model, not a curated record.
GUGUCUUUUCCUCCCCGCCUUUUCAAGAGGGAAUAAGAAGGGAACCCAGAGACUGAGAGACUCGGAGUCAAAACAGACGCUCAUCCAACCCUGCAAUGCCCAGUAGUACCCCAAGCACCAACGGAAUCAUGCCUGAAGCAAAGAACGCAGGAAGAAAAGGAUCAAGAAAAGAAGCAAAUCAUGCAGCAAAGGCACCACCGUAUGAGCCCAACAUCACCGAGCCCAAUACUAGAGCUGAGCUGAUGAAGUACUGGAUAAAUCUUUCUCUGGAUGACAGAACUGCUCAGAAAAUGUUGUGGCUCUCAGAAGGUGGGACCAAAGUCUCACGAAUGUCAGAGGAAGUGUGUCCUGUUCUGGACAGACCAGAGAGAUAUGAACAUUCACCACAGGUGCUGUGUAAGGAGGGUCUUCUGGACAAUCGUGGGUACUGGGAGGUGGAAUAUGAGGGCUGGGUGGUGAUCGGGGCAGCGUGUGAAAGCGCAGGGAGAAAAGCUAAGGAUGGCUCAUGUGGCCUGGGAGAGAAUGACCUUUCAUGGGGUGCUGGCUGGGCCGGAUCCUGCUACCAUGUCUGGCACAAUGGAGAGAACACAGAAAUCCAGGCUCCUCUCUGCCCCAUCAUCGGCAUCUAUGCUGACCAGCCAGCUGGCAUCAUCAAGUUUUACCUUGUUGAAGAGGGAGAGAACGGCUCCAAGGAGGUCAAACUGGUUCAUCGAUUUGCAUCCAAAGUAAAUGAGAAGCUCUUCCCUGGUUUCUGGGUGGGCAGGAACUCCUACUGCUGGAUCCGAAAGAAGGACCAGUAAAGAGGGGGAUACCUGAAGAGAAGGAGGGGUUGGAAGAAUUAUUGUAGUUAGAGACUGUUUUUUCCCUGUUGUAAGGGUGAUGUAAGGAAAAGAAGAGGAUGCAGGAAAAUUCUAUUGGUAGGGAGAGUCAGAAGCAAAAAAAAAAAAAA